AUGUUAGCAACGCCAUCGCAAACGAAAAAACAAACAAACAGACCUACUUCUCAACAGGGCGCCCGCGAAAGUCCUGAAACGUACCCUUUUCUCUCGCUUGCUGGCUCGAACAUAUAUACAUUGUGCGGCAAGUAG
Messenger RNA from Chondrus crispus (carragheen), 135 nucleotides. RefSeq lists its product as hypothetical. The transcript has a single exon. The coding region runs from base 1 to 135 and encodes 44 amino acids. The record is from RefSeq and is a predicted model, not a curated record. Lineage: Eukaryota; Rhodophyta; Florideophyceae; Gigartinales; Gigartinaceae.